Molecule: messenger RNA, 1818 nt
Organism: Pseudovirgaria hyperparasitica
Lineage: Eukaryota; Fungi; Ascomycota; Dothideomycetes; Acrospermales; Acrospermaceae
Product: oleate delta-12 desaturase
Exons: 3
Coding region: 423-1604 (393 amino acids)
Biological process (GO): lipid metabolic process
Molecular function (GO): oxidoreductase activity
Source: RefSeq, a predicted model, not a curated record
GGGGCCUCUAUCGGGGUCUCUAUCGAGGGGUUCGAAAGCCGUUAAACUAUGUCCGGGUAGUCACAGAGCUGUCCAAGGGAAAACGUUGAGAUUGGGCCAAGAAAUGAGGAUUAGACUUGACGCGGGUAAGGAUGGAUCCAUGAAAAGCAUAAGGGGCAGCCUCGAAACAGUGGGCCUGCAUCAUGAAAAAAGAUCUGUCCACAAGAAUAUUCAUCUGGACUGUCGGACCCUGAAAGCAAUGCUACUUGACCUAUAAAUCUCCUACGCGGCUUUUAUUCUUCCUGGAAUCAAUUGAACUUAGAUACUACCGGCGCCUCUACCACAACACUUCGCAUGGUAAUCUUGGACGUCUACUCGAUCAAAGAUCCGUCGACAAGUCUUCCACCCAGAAAUUAUCCGCUAGUGCAGUCUCAUCCUCUGUGAUGAAAGAUUCUACGACAGUAGAAAUGCCUCCGAGCCAAGAUGUUCCGGACAUGAAAGUUCUUCGAAGUCUCAUACCAAAACACUGUUUUAAGUCCUCAUUCGUACGGUCUAUGUCCUAUGUUAUUCGAGAUAUUAUUUUAAUGAGCAUGCUGUUCUACGCCGGUUUGAAGCUCACAUCUCUGGCUCCAUCGAUAUCGCGCGCUGCCAUGUUGACUGCAUACGGAUUCACUCAGGGCCUCGUUUUCACUGGAAUUUGGAUCUUGGCACACGACUGUGGCCAUGACUCGUUCUCACCGAACAAGAAGGCCAACUCCGUGGUUGGCUUCGUCCUGCAUUCCAUACUACUCGUGCCGUUCUUCAGCUGGAAGUAUAGCCAUGCGAGGCAUCAUCGAUACACGAACCAUAUGGAGAAAGACACAGUCUUCGUGCCGCGCAGGGAGUCGGACCAGCGCAAAUCGCUCCUGUCGAGGUCGUUAGAGCUUUUAGGCUAUGCAGAGGAUGCGCCGGUCGUAAAUGCUGGGACUUUGGUUAUCCAUCAGCUCUUUGGUUGGCCGGCGUAUAUCCUGCUCAAUGCUGGGGGUGGGCAGCGGAGUUUGGUGACAUCGGACAGAUCGAAGUCAUUGCGACAAAGUCACCUGGAUCCUGGUGCCGAUCUGUUCUCGACGGCCGAACACCCGUUUGUAUUCCUGUCUAAUGUGGGUAUUGCGGUGGUUUUUGUAGCAUUGUGGUUUGCCGCAAAUGCUAUUGGCGCCUACAACGUUUUCCUGCUUUAUGGAAUUCCGUAUCUGUGGAUGAAUCAUUGGAUCGUCGCAAUUACGUAUCUGCACCACACCCACCCUGAAGCGCCUCGCUACGAGCAAGAGUCGUGGACGUUUCAGAAGGGUGUUCUCGCAACAGUUGACCGUGAUUUCGGGUUUAUCGGACGCCACCUCUUCCACGGUAUCAUUGAAUACCACGUCAUCCACCACAUGUUUCCACGUAUUCCCUUCUACCAUGCUCAAGAAGCAACAGAAGCGAUCAGUCCUUACCUAGGCAAAGCCUAUAUUCGGCAGAAAUCGUCUUUCAUCGGAGAUUUGUGGACGACAUACUCGACAUGCACUUACGUGGCUGAGAGAGAGAAAGCCUCGGGUGAGGUUUACUGGACGAGUGCAAGCCUUAAAGCUGCCGCCCCCAUUCGCUAGGACUGACGGUCAAACGUGUUGCCUUCUAAGUUACUAUUAUAGAUUAUAGAGAGCGGUGUAUACAUUUCGGCUCACAUGUUCUAAGAAAUAGGACAAAUAUAGAAUUCUAACUUUAUAGAGAGCUUGGGUGCCGCACGGGAAGCAGCUCUCCGACAUUCUUACUUAUAUAGACGUACUCUUCACGGUUAUGUCUACGUUUUGGUAGAUAUAGAGC